CUGCUGGCGCUGCUGCCCCGGGGCCCCGCCGCGCUCCCCGCGCCCCGCAGGGCCCCGCGGCACUCGGACGGCACGUUCACCAGCGAGCUCAGCCGCCUGCGGGAGAGCGCCCGGCUGCAGCGGCUGCUCCAGGGGCUGGUGGGGAAGCGCAGCGAGCAGGACGCAGAGAACAGCACGAGCUGGACCACGGCCCCCGACGGCCGCCUGUGCCUGCGCUGGCCCGACUCGCCCGCCCUGCGCGCCUGGGUGCCCCUGAGGGACCCCCUGGAUCAGGCCUGGGCUCCCCAGCCGCCUCCCGGAACCGGGUCUGGGGCCUCGUUUUCGGAGCCGGCCAUCCCUGCUGCCCAGGUGACACGGAGGAGGCCUUGAGGAAGAAGGGACCUGCCGCGGCAGCCGCCACGGCCGCCGCCCGGAGCCGACUGGGGCCUGGACGGGAGGGGGCAGGGGACGGGUUGUAACUGUCACCAAUAAAGAGGAAUUCAGACGGUG
Canis lupus familiaris (dog) is the source of this 489-nucleotide messenger RNA. It is a transcript of the gene SCT, whose product is annotated as secretin. The record is from RefSeq and is a predicted model, not a curated record. Gene Ontology annotation, cellular component: extracellular region. The transcript is spliced from 4 exons. Lineage: Eukaryota; Metazoa; Chordata; Mammalia; Carnivora; Canidae. Gene Ontology annotation, biological process: positive regulation of somatostatin secretion; positive regulation of pancreatic juice secretion; negative regulation of gastrin-induced gastric acid secretion. The annotation marks the transcript as partial. Gene Ontology annotation, molecular function: hormone activity.